This is a messenger RNA of Rhinopithecus roxellana (golden snub-nosed monkey), 1049 nucleotides long. It is a transcript of the gene BCL2L15, whose product is annotated as BCL2 like 15. The record is from RefSeq and is a predicted model, not a curated record. Gene Ontology annotation, biological process: regulation of apoptotic process. Lineage: Eukaryota; Metazoa; Chordata; Mammalia; Primates; Cercopithecidae. Gene Ontology annotation, cellular component: nucleus; cytosol.
AUGUCAGGAAACUACAAGAGUUAGAAACAUUUGUUGAUUUACCAGUGUUUUUAACUUCCUGCUGGGCUGAAAACUGCUUGUUUUGUGGAAAAGCGAAACUUGGCAGCAAACAUCUAAAAUGAAGAGCCCCCAGACUUUUGAGGAACAAACAGAAUGCAUUGUGAACACUCUACUCAUGGACUUCUUGGGCCCAACAUUGCGGGUUGCCAACCGGAACCUAUGCUGUGUAGAUGAAGUAGAUUCAGGCGAGCCUUGCUCUUUUGACGUAGUUACCAUUGCCGGCCUUCGGAUGUUGGGUGACCAGUUCAACGCAGAAUUGGAAACUUCUGCCAAAAACAUCAUUGCAGAAACCAUUCAGGGACAGGCAGGAGCUAUACUCCAGAACACAGUGGAAUCUCUCAGCAAGACCUGGUGUGCUCAGGAUUCCAACUUAGCUUAUGAGAGAGCCUUUCUGGCAGUGUCAGCGAAACUUCUUGAGUAUACGGCUCACAUCGCUCCUGAAGUAGUGGGACAGGUGGCUAUCCCCAUGACGGGUAUGAUCAAUGGGAACCGAGCCAUCCGGGAGUUCAUCCAGGGCCAGGGAGGUUGGGAAAAUCUGGAGAGCUGAAGAGGUGGAGCUAUUCACGAGACUGAACAUCACUUCCUUGUUGACUGACUGGGUGAUUAACUCCUGGCAAUUCAAACAAACAAAUAAAAAAACACUUUUUUCAUUUUAUCAGAACUGAACUUAGCUGAAUAAGUUAUUUUUUACUGAUUGUUAAAGUUGGGAGCAGCUGCCAGAGGCCUACAGAGUUGGUUUUUGUUUUGUUUUGUUUUUUUGUCAACUUAACGCAAACCACAGAGAUUUUCUACUUUCUGUUUUCACAUGAGUUUUAAUGAGGUUCUGUUGAAGCAAAGACCUCUAGACACAAAGUAAUGACUUGUUAGUAGUGGAAUUAUAAACAACAGGGCAAGCCUUUGCUGGAGGUAUUUUGAGAGAAAGGGAGAAUAAUGGAAACUAUUCCUUCAGAUUUAGCCCUGUCCUUUGGUAAGAAUCUUGUAUACUAAUU